Molecule: messenger RNA, 1071 nt
Organism: Trypanosoma rangeli
Lineage: Eukaryota; Euglenozoa; Kinetoplastea; Trypanosomatida; Trypanosomatidae
Product: transcription factor IIB
Exons: 1
Coding region: 1-1071 (356 amino acids)
Biological process (GO): DNA-templated transcription initiation; transcription preinitiation complex assembly; transcription by RNA polymerase III
Cellular component (GO): transcription preinitiation complex; transcription factor TFIIIB complex; nucleus
Molecular function (GO): RNA polymerase III type 3 promoter sequence-specific DNA binding; RNA polymerase III general transcription initiation factor activity
Source: RefSeq, a predicted model, not a curated record
AUGGCAACGACAGCAGACUUCGUGGGGAGGAACUGCCCCCACUGCGGCGCCAUCGACAGCCUGGAGACGGACGAUGCACUUGGUGAAGUGGCGUGCACGGAGUGUGCCCUCGUGGUGGCGAUGGGGCUUGAGGAGAACGCCCUCACGCGGUACAACAAGGACGCCACGUAUGAUGAUGUUGACAAGCAUCGAGAGCGUGAAGACGCGAUGGCGUCCACGCUUCAUGCUCUUGCCGCGUCUGCGUCGACAACGGGGCCAUCUGGCAGGGAUGUGUUGCCCAAAGUCGCACUCCACCCGGCUAUGCUCAACUGCAUCCGCAGCCUGCAGAAGAAGUCUGCGGUGCCAGAGCAGGUGAUUGCUCGCGCUGUGAAUAUUGCGAAGCGGUUUGUUGCUGGUCGACGGGCACGGGGCCAGCGGGUGGAGAAGCAGCAGGAGGUUGCAGCGGCCUGCUUCAUGAUUGCAGCAGAACAGAUGAGCCACCCCGUGCCUAUGCUGGAGCUGCGCCACCUUGACCCCGCGAUUGGCAAUGUCGAGUACCGGCGGGCAGAAAUCGUUAAAGAGACCCGCAUGGAAGAGGAAGAGCUUCAGCUGAAGGCGGUCUACAUCGACAACCUCCUCACUGUCUACCUCCGCAAGCUUGGCCUCCAACUGUCCCUCUACAUGCCGCGCUGCAAGCGGAUUCUGGAGGCGUUGCAGCAGGUCGAUGCCCUCCGCAGCGCGGGGGUUGUGGAUAAAAUUAUCAUGGCGUUGCUGCUUGUACUCACCUCGCCGAGGUUUGAGGGGGAGGGAAAUCCCUCCCCGCCCACCGCCCGAAGCAGCGGGGUUGGUGGUGGCACCGAGACUGUCUACGCUAACUUCGCUGCCAAAGCUCACUUGGAUGUCGGCAAGGUAAAGAGAGUGAUGCAGGCCGCCACACAAAACUUGCAGGCGAUUGUGGAGGCGUUUGCUGCUGUGACGCCUUCUGCGAGUAGUGCACACACCACGGAGAAGAAGAAGAGGACUGAUGAUGAUAACAGCGAGAAUAACAUGAUGGCGCUCACGACCAAACGCAUGAAGCUGGAAAACUCCUAG